GCAGAGCUGGCAAACGAGUUUACGAAUCGUAGCAACAUUUAGUUGUGGACUUGACGAAGUGUAGAAUGCGUGAUCGUGUCGAUCGUUUCAAGUUCAAUUCGAGUUUCUUGUUAUUUUUUCCUACUGCAUCGUUAUACGUUUCGAAGGCGGUUUUCGAUCGGAUUAUUACGCGAGUGUACCUAUAUCGUUAAAACAAGUUACCCAUAAUGUUGAAUGUGUUAAAUUAUAGAAAAGUGUUGAAUAAAAAAAAUGAUGAAUAUGUGGUGCCAGUGUUGUAAGAUUCGCGCGUUCGAUGGUUCGAUGAUUUGUGUGCGUACGAUUUCGAUCGUUGCGAGUUUUUCUUUUACCUUUUAAGGUGAAAGAUCGUGAGUGAAGAAAAUGCGUCGCGCGCGUGAAAAUUUCAAAGUUUAAAUCAUGCAUUCCGGUUCGGCGUUUUUCGUAGCCAUUGUCGGUACCAUGCUAUUGAUAAUAUCCGGAAAAUCGCUCCGUUAUCAGGCGCCGGACGAGUGUAAAUGGUAUUCGGUUACGGCCGAUGGCGAACAAGAGGUUUCCGCCAAUUUGCCCGAUGACCAGGAGGUCGCCUUGGUGUGUCGUCUUCGGACGAUCAAUUCGGAAAUCGAGAAAACCAACUUGAGCGUUAUACAGCCUCAAUACACGGUGAAACUAAAAAUAGUGUGCAGUGAAAUGUUUUUCUUUAAAAGUUCCGUGAAUCCGGGUAGUUUUCAAACGCUAAUCGAUCUCAAAGAUUUAUCGCUCGAGUUUUGUAAAAUCGGUAAUGUGACCGCGGGUGCUUUUCGCGGGCUUCGCCAAUUACGAAAUCUCACUUUCAUCACGCAUAACGAUGAUUGGUCCGGUAUGAGCUUGGAAGUGUAUCCGAAUGUGUUCGCCGACGAUCUGCAUUUGCUGGAAAGGCUCGAUUUCAGCUGCAACAACAUACGCAGUUUACCUGAAGGUGUGUUUUGCCCUCUGCAGAAUCUACACUACUUGAAUCUCACCCGUAACAAGUUGACCAGCGUUGGUAAUUUCAUGUUCAACGAAAACAACGAGGUGUUGAAAUGCGGCGAAAAUCUACGCGUGCUGGAUUUAUCCAAUAAUACCAUCGACUCGUUACCUCAGAAAGUUUUCUCGCGUUUGAGCUUACUCGAAGAGCUUUAUUUGCAAGACAACGCGAUGACUGUGAUCGCUGAUCACGCGUUCGAUAAUUUGUCGUCGUUAUCGGUGCUGAACCUCGCUAAUAAUAAACUAGUCUACCUGCCUCCCGAGUUGUUCACCGAUACGAGGCAAAUAAAGGAAAUACAUUUGCAAAAUAAUUCCAUAACCAUGUUAGCUCCCGGAUUAUUCAACGAUUUGGGCAAACUUCUAGUCUUAGAUUUAUCGCAAAACCAAUUAACCGAAGAAUGGAUUAAUUCGGCCACGUUCAGCGGUCUUGCGCGAUUAAUCGUACUCAACCUGUCCGGCAAUAAUAUAACCAAACUGGACGCGUACAUGUUCCGCGACCUGUUUCAACUUCAAAUACUACGUUUAGAAAAUAACGCCAUUCAUUCCAUACCUGGUAAUACGUUCGCGUCGCUCUACGAAUUAACCACUUUGGUGCUGUCCAAUAAUAAAAUCAAACGAAUCGACGGUUUCACAUUCGCCAGCUUAUCCGGGCUAACGUUGCUGGCUCUGGAUAAUAAUCAAAUCAGCUACGUCGACGAUGAAGCUUUCCAUAAUUCCACCAAUAUGGAAGAUCUACAUUUGAACGGUAACGAGCUGGCGGAUAUUCCGGUCGCUUUGAAAAACAUUCCGAACUUGAAAACGUUGGAUUUGGGCACAAAUCGAAUUUCGCAAAUCUUAUUGACCUCGUUUCCGGUUAUGAAUCAGCUAGUCGGUUUACGUUUGACGGAAAAUAACAUCACCGAGGUUCGCAAAGGCGUCUUUGAUCAGCUGACCGAAUUGCAGAUCAUCAAUUUAUCCAACAAUAAAAUUCGUAAAAUCGAUCAAGGCACAUUCGACGCUAAUCUCAAAGUGGUUGCUAUACGUAUCGAUGGUAACUACCUGAUCGAAGUGGGCGGAUUAUUUUCCAAGCUGCCAAAUCUAGUCUGGUUAAAUAUUUCGGAAAAUUUUCUUGAAUGGUUCGACUACGCUUUGAUUCCAACUGGUUUGCAGUGGCUCGACAUACACGGUAACAAGAUCACCGAGCUUGGUAACCAUUUCGAAAUCGAGAAUCAACUUCAGCUCAGCGUAUUCGACGCCAGCAACAACAGGCUGACUGAGAUCACCGGCAGCUCAAUUCCAGACAACGUGCAAAGCUUGAACCUGGCCAAUAAUCAGAUCUCCAAAAUCCAAUCGUACGCGUUUUUCAAAAAAUACAAUCUUACCAAAGUCGACUUGGUUGGAAACCAGUUGAAAAUCCUGACUCCGCAUUCGCUUCGAAUAUCUUCAGUUCCGGCUGGCCGAACGUUACCCGAAUUCUACGUAGCCGAUAAUCCAUUCCAGUGCGACUGCACCAUGCAGUGGUUGCAAAGCUAUUCGGUCGAACCGGAACGAAAUAGACCAAUAUUAGCUGAUUUGAACGAGGUGAAAUGCGAGCUGCUGUAUAAUCGAGAGAAUUCCGUCGUACCAUUAAAGGAGGCUACAGCUGAUCAGUUCCUAUGUCGUUACGAGUUGGAGUGCGCCAAACGAAGUAUGUGCGAUUGCUGCGAUUUUGACGCCUGCGAUUGUAAAGUCGUAUGUCCGGCUAAUUGCACCUGUUACCAUAGCAUGUCAGCCAAUGCUAACGUCGUAUCUUGCAGUAAAUCCGGGUACCACGGCAGUAUACCAGAGAAAAUACCAAUGAAUGUUACACAGCUGUAUCUCGACGGUAACGACAUCAGGGUACUUUCCAGCCACAGUUUCAUUGGCCGAAAAUUACUCAAGGUGAUAUUCUUGAAUAAUUCCAACAUCGAAGUCAUCUAUAAUCGCACGUUUCAUGGUCUAAAAGAGCUCGAAAUUCUCAGACUAGAAAAUAACCGAAUAACAUCUCUAAAAGGUAACGAGUUCGAAGGUCUAGAUAAACUGAAGGAGUUAUAUUUACACAACAAUCGAAUCUCCAUGAUCCAGUCAAACGUUUUAAUAACUCCAUACGCACUCUCCACUCUACGUCUAGACCAAAACCACUUGACGCAGUUCUCAAUCUGGAAACUACCCUCGUCGCUCAAUACUGUCACCUUGGCCGACAACCCUUGGACAUGCGAAUGCCAGUUUGUUCAAAAAGUCCAAGAAUACCUGCAAUACUUGAAAAACACCAUCGUCGACAGCAAAGAGAUGAAAUGCUACAAUCAUUCGUACAAAUUCUCGUUUCCCAUCAUGUCAGACAAUAUCACCUCGUUCUGUGUCCAGGAAGCCAGUCAACUCUCCAAUAUCACCAGCAAUAUCAUCGAAGGCGCCCUCAACGGUAACCUGAGCUCAAACGAGUCCGAUUCCAAGCAAAACUUGCACCACUUUUUACCGAUAACUGUGAUCGCGAUUUCGUUAUUGUUCUUUUUCGGUAUAAUUGCAAUCGUCGUCUGUAUGUACAAAGAUGAGCUUCGUAUAUGGUUCUAUUCGAAAUUCGGUGUUCGUCUAUUUUACCCUACUAGUGAAAUCGAAAUGGAUGAUCGUGACAAGUUAUUCGAUGCGUUCGUGAGUUAUAGUGCGAAAGACGAGAUUUUUGUGGCCGAGGAGUUGGCGCCAAUACUCGAAAAUGGUGACCCUCCGUAUAAGCUGUGUCUACACUAUCGCGAGUUUCCUAUCGGCGGUUACCUCUCUGACACCAUUGUGCAAGCUGUCGAGUCGUCGCGGCGCACCAUUAUGGUGCUUUCGGAAAACUUCAUCAAAUCCGAAUGGAGCAGAUACGAGUUCAAAUCAGCUCAUCAUCAGGUUCUGCGCGACAGGCGAAAAAGACUGAUUGUAAUUUUACUCGGCGAGGUGCCAUUCAAGGAUCUAGAUGCCGACCUCAGGUUGUUCCUCAAACAUAACACGUACCUGCAAUGGGGCGAAAAAUUAUUUUGGGAAAGGUUACGAUUCGCUUUACCAGACGUGCCCAAUAACCAAAGGCUGAAAAACAACAGGCAUCGGCAUGUGCAUAUCAAUUCGCAUAAUCAUCAUCAUCAUUCGCUCCAUAGGCACCAUAAUCGUAAUAAUACGUCCAAUAGUAGAUCCGUCGCCAUACAUAUUUAGUGUAAAGAAUUUUUUUUAUUUUUUUUUUUCAAAAAAAAAUUUUAACGAUGUGCGUGUACAGUGUAAAUGUCUUGUGUAAAAAAAAACGCGAUUUCUUUUUGUUUUAUAAACGUAUUUUUAUGGAUUAUGUGCCAAAAAUCGGAUUGUCACGAUUCAAGGUAAUUUUUUAAUUGUUUUUAUCUCGCCAUAAUCAUUUAUUUUACCAUUUUUAUGACGAAUUUAUGUUUUCUAAAACAAAACAAAAAAAAAGAAAAAACUUUCAAAGAUGAAGUUUUAGUAUGAUUUUGAUUUUACCAUUUUAGUUACUUUUUUUUCUUUAGAUACUUGAAAAAGCAAUUUUUUUACAAAUGUUUUUAGUGCAUUUUUUCUUCUCUAUUUUAGACUGAUAUUUUUCAUUUAUUUUAUACCUAUUUUUUCUCAAAUGUAAAUAAACGAUGUAAAUAUCGAUUGAGAAGACGAAAAGAGUAAAAAUUCUCUAGUUCCUGUAGUUCUUACUUAUCAUCGUGUAUAAAAUUUUCUAAUAAGUAUAAAUAUCGUGUUUUGAACGUAACGUAUUCCUUUUUUAUUUUGAUAUGUACAUAAAUUUCUUAUUCUUCCUAUCGUCAUCCUUUUUUUAUAUUUUCAUAAUUUUUUGUACAUUUUUAUUCGAAUUUUUUACGUUUGUUUUAUGCUUUUACUUAUUUUUUUUUUUUUUGAAUUUUCUCUUUAUCAUUAGUUUAUUUGAGUACGUCAAGUGCUUACAAAAAUUGAUAACCAAUUGUGAUAUUAUUAAUAAUUAUGUAUGUAUGUGUUUUUUUGUCUUUUUUUUUCAACGCGUGUAUUUAUUUAUUUUCUUUUUUCAAAUAAACCCCAGGAAUGGGAUUUUCAUA
Planococcus citri (citrus mealybug) is the source of this 5048-nucleotide messenger RNA. It is a transcript of the gene Tollo, whose product is annotated as Toll-like receptor Tollo. Gene Ontology annotation, molecular function: protein binding. The record is from RefSeq and is a predicted model, not a curated record. The transcript has a single exon. Gene Ontology annotation, biological process: signal transduction. Lineage: Eukaryota; Metazoa; Arthropoda; Insecta; Hemiptera; Pseudococcidae. The coding region runs from base 415 to 4179 and encodes 1254 amino acids.